AUGGCAACAAUAAAAGGCUCACAGCGUCCUGUGACGCGUCCAUGGAAUACAAAAGACCUGGGGAAACGACUGGGCGUCGACGUCGCCAGCGCAGCAACUGCUGGCGCGCUGACCUGUCCCUUGAUCACGAUCAUUGAUCGUGCGAUCAUGGAAAAAGCAUCCAAAGGGUUCCCAAUCCAACAAACCAUAACAUCGUGUCUUCGAUCAAUGGUCGCCCGUCCAGCAGGGUUCUUCUUCAGCACUCCUUUCAUCCUAAUCUAUACCCUCUACGGCUCAACCUACCUCACUGCCAAUGCAAUCGAUACCGUCACCGCAACCAUGCGCAAUCACUCCUACGAUACAAUAGACACCGGCUUUGCAAAGUUCAUCGCCACGACAACCGUAAAUAUGGCCAUUUGCGUGUACAAAGAUGCCCGUUUCGCCAAAAUGUUCGGCGCUCAACCAUCUUCCACUCCGUCUCACCCCCUACGCGCGCCUACACCCACGCCCCAGAUCCCCAAAACCUCAUACUCCCUCUUCUGUCUCCGAGACAGCAUCACAAUCUUCGCUUCUUUCAAUAUCCCCGCCAAAAUCGCUCCGUCUAUUCCUGACUUCAUGGCUUCUACACCCGGCAUGAAGGCUUCGAUUGCCCAGUUCGCUUGUCCAGCUCUCAUGCAGUUCGCGAGUACCCCGAUGCAUCUCCUUGGGUUGGAUCUGUAUAACCGUCAGCCGGAGGGUGGACUUCGGUGGACGGAUCGCGCGAGUAGGAUUCGUCGUGACUAUGUGGCUAGUUGCUUUGCGCGCAUGGGUAAGAUUGUUCCUGCCUAUGGUAUCGGUGGAACUGUUAACGUGCGCAUGAGGAGUUACUUGAUGAACUUCAUCGAGAGUAAGUGA
Molecule: messenger RNA, 873 nt
Organism: Penicillium brevicompactum
Lineage: Eukaryota; Fungi; Ascomycota; Eurotiomycetes; Eurotiales; Aspergillaceae
Exons: 2
Coding region: 1-873 (290 amino acids)
Cellular component (GO): mitochondrion
Source: RefSeq, a predicted model, not a curated record